AUGGCACAUUUAUCUGAAUCAUCUAAUAAUGACGAUAUUAAUAUGAAUAAUCUUCAUAUUGAAGACAAGAAGAACGACGUGCGCCGAUCAAGUGUACUUGAUGAAGGAACAUUGAGGGAAAAUGAGAGUGAAUCGAAACAUGAACAGCGUCUUGAUGCUCUAAAAAAUGCGUAUGGAAUAAUGUUAAAUAGUGUUGGCGAAGAUGCAAUGCGUCAAGGUCUAUUGAAAACACCAGAACGUGCCGCUAAAGCAAUGCUUUUUUUUACUAAAGGAUAUGAACAAUCAGUACGAGAUGUUGUUAGUGAUGCUAUAUUCGAUGAAGAAUGUGAUAAUAUGGUAGUUGUUAAAGAUAUUGAUAUAUAUUCACUUUGUGAACAUCAUUUGAUACCCUUCUUUGGUAAAGUAUCGGUAGGUUAUUUACCCAAUAAACGUGUUAUUGGACUGAGUAAAAUAGCAAGAAUUGUCGAAAUCUUCAGUCGUCGUCUUCAAGUGCAAGAACGUUUAACUCAACAGAUUGCUCAAGCUAUAGAAGAAGCUGUUCAACCAUUAGGUGUUGGUGUUAUCGUUGAAUGUGUACACAUGUGCAUGGUUAUGCGUGGAGCAGAAAAAGUCAACUCACGUACAACAACAUCAGCUAUGCUUGGUAACUUUCGUCACAAUGCAAAAACACGCGAAGAAUUUUUAAUCAUUGGACGCAACAGCUCUUUUUGA
This is a messenger RNA of Adineta steineri, 711 nucleotides long. The record is from the annotation of a GenBank genome assembly. Lineage: Eukaryota; Metazoa; Rotifera; Eurotatoria; Adinetida; Adinetidae.